AUAAAAAGAGGGUAAUUAUAUUACUAGUUUAUGAUUUAUAAUAUAUAGGAACUAAUUAAAGUUUGCACACUGUAAAAUACUGUAUCAUCUCCAAUGAUCCUAAUUAUUAUCGAAGGAAACCACGGCCACGGCACGGAUGCCACUCGGACGACUAUUUAUACUAAUCGCGUCGCCACCAUUUCAUCCAACUCGCUUCCUAACAGAAACAUCAUUGUCUUCUUUCUUGCUCUGUGUUCCCAAUCGGGUUGCCGCCGCCGGAUCUUGCGGGAGAGCUUAGCCGCUGGAUCCCCAGCGAUGGCCUCGGCCUGCGUCAACGACGCCGCCCCGCCGCCGGACACCGCCUUCCUCGACUUUGCCCCGGCAUGCCCCGUCUACGGCUGGCUCAGCCCUAGGAUCUCCUUCAGCCGCGACCUCGCUGAUGGCUCUGGGCCUGACCCUGAGCCCGUUGCCGCUGCGGUGACGGAGACCCCGGAUGCGGACGACCCGGGCAAGGAUCUUCCGGACUUCGAGUUCCGCCUCGAGGAUCCCGUCGCGAUGCUGCCUGCCGACGAGCUGUUCUCGGACGGGAAACUGGUCCCGCUCCAGAUCUCCGCAGUGCGGCCUGCUGUGGAGCUGGCCGAGGGGAUCCCCUCGCCGGAGGCGGAGAAGCCCCGUGGGGAAGCGGAGGUCAUCGGAGCGGAGUCCUGCGAGAAGUCCCCCAAGGCGCCGCGGUGCUCCAACCGGUGGAGGGAUCUACUCGGCCUCAAGAAACUGCAGAACCUGAAGGCGGAGUCCCAGAAGACAUCGUCGCUUCCUUGUAAGGGCCUGAACUCAAGCACCAGAUCCCUCCGCAAUCUUCUCCGUCAACCGAAGCCCUCCUCUUCCGCCGAUUCCUCCCUUAGCGUCCCGCUUCUUCGCGACUCGGAAUCGGAACUGGCCUCCAUCUCUGCCCGCCGCUCCCUAUCCUCGUCCGGCGCUGACCAUGAAGAGCUCCCGCGCCUGUCCCUCGACUCCGAGAAGCCGGCCCAAGCGCCGCCCCGAGUUCGGCUGUCCCGGCCGAGGGGCACCACACCAGAGGGGGUGCCGAACGCGGGGCGGAGCCCGGUGAGGCGUGGCGCAGAGGUGGACAGCCCGCGGAUGAACGCUUCAGGGAAGGUGGUGUUCCAGGGCCUGGAACGAAGCUCGAGUAGCCCGGGGAGCUUCCACGGCGGUGGCCACCAUCAUCACCACCGGGUAAAGCCGUACCGGGGAAUGGAGCGGUCGUACUCGGCCAACGUCCGAGUAGCCCCGGUCCUCAACGUGGUCCCAGUCGGCUCGCUCCGGGUCGGCUUGGGCCAGCUCUUCUCGCCAAUCAAGAAGGAGAGGGACGUGAAUUCUCACAACGGCGGCGGCAGCAGCAGCAGCAGCAGAAGAAAGAUCAUCGACAAGGAGAAGGCGUGAAGGAAACUACCGCCGCAUGGCCAAGUUGCAGAAUCCAUCGUUCGUCUCUCUUGCUGCUUCGGUUUUGUUCCUCUAGGCGUUUCUUUUCGGCUUAUUAAUGCUUGCGUUUCCCAUCAAUUUACCUGUCCAGAAGCAAAAGCAAAAGUAGCGGGACCCGUCGACGCAUCCAAUCAGAUGCAGGUGGGUGUGAGGGUAACUCUCGCUCGGUUAUUCACUUUGGUCUGUCCAUCCGAGACCGCCCAUCUCACCGUCUUUUUAAUCUGAACCGUCGGUGCAUAUCGGACAAGAUUUAAGACGUAAAAUGUUAAGCUGGGUUGUUGGGAGAUGGUGAAGGAUGUGAAUGAGAACCGAGGCCUGGCGAUGAUGGCUCUGCCGAAUAAUAUCGCACGUCGGUCUGAUCCGAAACCCAGACCUCGUUCUGAUGGAAGCAUGUGAUGGUGCUGUUGAGAAAAAGUGUUUAGGUUAUGAAGCGGGAGUCAAAGUUGGACUGAUGGGAGGGGGUGCGCUCGGGGCGCAGCGUCUGAGGGAUGAGUUUCUUUCUCGAAAUUUAAAAUGAGUGUUUCUGUGCCGCGGGGGCAGGCUUUUCAGAGGCCCAGCACCUGCCUCUGCGCUCAAAGAUUCCCUGGUCAAGACUGAUUUAUUGUGUUCUGGGUUAGAGAGAGAGAAUGAAAUUUGAAAAAGGGCUCUUAUUUUAUGAGUUUAAGCAAUUUAGGAGCUUUAAAUUACAAUUUUAAAAUAGAAAGAAAAUUUUGAAAUUUGUUAAAACUAGUUUAGGUUUUAAUGAUUAAGAUGUAAUGUUUGGAUUUUGGAUGGAAUUAGUAUAAAAAUAAAAAGGAAAUUAAGGCUCUUUUAAUUUUAUUAAUAUUUUUCUCAAUAAAAUUUUAAAUAAUUAUGAAGAUUUUACUAUAAACUAAAAAUAGAAAUUUGAAUACUUUUGAGUUAGUUAUGGAUGUUAGCUUCUACAAAACACCAUGAUGAAAAAUAUUUGGAUAGUAGUUCUUAUGGCUGGAGCUGGAGUUCACCAUGUUCUAGGGGAAUCUCCACUAAAUCGAUUUAUUGGGCUUGUUUCAUUCUGUCUCACUUUCAGUAGACAAUUGGCUUAAUCAAAGAAUACUUUCAAUGCCUUGAGAAGGUAACUCCCCUCGAUGCACGUGUUUAAAUUAUUGAACUUCCAAAGUUUGGUGAAUUAUCUCUCAACUUGGUUAUUUUAAUUUGUCAUUAGUGUAAGUGCCAAAUCCGAUGAUUAACAUGCUGUAAUUAGUGGUAAUAGACAAGAUGAUGAAGAAGAAGAAGAAGCUCACUUUCUUUGGUUGCGGGGAUUCCCUACAACUUGAGAUGUAGUUAGCCACUAUAAUUAUUGAUACGUGGCAAUGGUCCUUAGUAUUCUAUCUUCUUUUUGCGUGUGGGAACUGUUCACGGCGGCAAACCGUGCCCAUGCCACCAGAGACUGGUGGGGUCCACUUUUUGUUGGUCCCGGGCGUAAGUCUUGUGGGUGAUAGCCAGGUAAGAUUUGGGCUUAGGUUUGCAGUUCCCGACUUAUC
Musa acuminata AAA Group (dessert banana) is the source of this 2960-nucleotide messenger RNA. RefSeq lists its product as uncharacterized. Lineage: Eukaryota; Viridiplantae; Streptophyta; Magnoliopsida; Zingiberales; Musaceae. The record is from RefSeq and is a predicted model, not a curated record. Bases 94 to 1419 code for a protein of 441 amino acids. The transcript has 2 exons.